Molecule: messenger RNA, 2481 nt
Organism: Nematolebias whitei (Rio pearlfish)
Lineage: Eukaryota; Metazoa; Chordata; Actinopteri; Cyprinodontiformes; Rivulidae
Product: extracellular calcium-sensing receptor-like
Exons: 6
Coding region: 1-2481 (826 amino acids)
Biological process (GO): G protein-coupled receptor signaling pathway
Cellular component (GO): membrane
Molecular function (GO): G protein-coupled receptor activity
Source: RefSeq, a predicted model, not a curated record
AUGGGCGAUCCUGAGAGACCUCAAAUGUCUAAGGAUGGGGAUCUUCUGUUGGGAGGAAUUUUCUACUUUCACAACAACUGGAAGAACAGAGAGAACAGUUAUACACAAAAACCCCUGCCUUUAGAAUGCAACAGUUUAAAUUUCAGAGAGUUCCAAUUUGUUCAAGCCAUGCGUUUUGCCGUGGAGGAAAUUAAUAACAGUACAGACCUACUCCCAGACAUUUCUCUGGGGUACAAUAUGUAUGAUACCUGCAGUUUUGUUGUCAGAGGCAUAAAGGCUGGACUUGCGUUGAACAAUGAUGACGAUGAAAAUGUGUCUUCAGCAUUUACGGAGCCAUGUACCAGACCUGUAAAAGUGCAAGCAAUAGUGGGACCAAGCUCUUCCUCUUCUAGCAUGGCAAUAGCUACUGUUCUUGGACCAUUUCAUAUUCCAUUGAUCAGCCACUUUGCUACAUGUGCUUGUCUCAGUGAUAAAUCAAAGUACCCAUCCUUUCUCAGAACACUACCCAGUGACUACUAUCAGAGCAGAGCUCUGGCCUAUUUGGUCAAACACUUUGGUUGGACCUGGGUUGGAGCUGUUAGAACCAGUGAUGAAUAUGGCAACAAUGGCAUGGCAACAUUCACAGAAACUGCUGAACAGCUGGGCAUCUGUCUGGAGUAUUCUAUUUCUUUUUUUCAAACAGAUCCAACAGAAAAACUAGAAAACAUAAUUAGCACAAUCAGGGAUUCAAUUUCAAAAGUGAUUGUUACUUUUAUCACUCCCCCAGCCAUGGAUGUGCUUAUUCGUGAGUUGUCCAAACACACCUUUACAGGGUAUCAGUGGGUCGGCAGUGAGUCGUGGAUCUUUGAUUCUCAAAUUGCAUCAAUGGAUAAAAAUCACAUCCUGGAUGGAGCUAUAGGACUUUUUAUCCCUAAAGCACAUGUCAGUGGUCUGAGAGAGUUCAUGCUGGAUAUAAAACCACUGAAUUCAUCUAAUAAUAACUUGUUCACAGAGUUCUGGGAAACAUUAUUCAGCUGCAAGUUCAAGCAGUCACAGUCAGAAGAGAUUCAGAGAGAAUGUACUGGACAUGAGGAUCUGACUGGAGUGGAAAACAGCUUCACUGACAUGUCCCUCAUGCCCAUUUUUAACAAUAUUUACAAAGGAGUGUAUUCAGUGGCCCAUGCUCUGCACACAAUUUUACAGUGUAAUAAAACUUGUAACAAGAGUGUGCAGCCUGAACCAUUCACUAUUUUGCAUCACAUUCGAAAUGUUUACUUCAAGACAAAAGAGGGAGAGGAGGUUUAUUUUAAUGAAAAUGGAGAUCCAGCAGCAAAGUAUGAGAUUAUAAACUGGCAGCCAAGAGAGAACGGCAUCGUGGACUUUGUCUCUGUUGGUCUUUAUGAUGCGUCGUUACCAGCAGACAAACAGCUACUUCUGCAAAAUAAGACUUUCCAUUGGGCUAAUGGAUCAAAGCAGGUUCCUGUGUCAGUCUGCAGUGGAAAGUGUCCUCCAGGAACAUGGAAAGUUCUCCAGAAAGGAAAACCUGUUUGCUGUCAUGACUGUUUUAGAUGUGCAGAGGGAGAAAUGAGCAACAUUACAGAUUCCAUCACCUGUGUGAAAUGUCCUCGUGAAUUCUGGUCAAAUAAUGAAAGAGAUGCUUGUGUAUUAAAAGAGGCAGAGUUUCUAUCAUAUCAAGAAAUGAUGGGAAUACUUCUCACCACAGCCUCGUUAUUUGGAACAUGUCUGACUGCUGCUGUCGCUGUCAUUUUCUUCAGACACAGAAAAACUCCUCUUGUCAGAGCAAACAACUCUGAGUUGAGCUUCAUGUUGCUUUUCUCCUUGACUCUGUGUUUUCUCUGCUCCCUGACCUUCAUUGGACGUCCCUCUGAGUGGUCCUGUAUGCUCCGUCACACAGCUUUUGGCAUCACCUUCGUCCUCUGCAUCUCCUGCAUUUUGGGGAAAACAAUGGUGGUUUUAAUGGCGUUUAAAGCAACACUUCCAGGCAAUAAUGUGAUGAAACUGUUUGGGCCGACACAGCAGAGAAUCAGUGUUUUAGGUUUCACACUUAUACAAGUGAUCAUUUGUAUCAUAUGGUUAACGAUUUCUCCACCAUUCCCAUCCAAGAACUUUAAGGAAUUCAAAGAUAAAAUCAUCUUGGAGUGUGCUCUGGGCUCAGCUGUAGGCUUCUGGUCUGUGCUGGGAUAUAUUGGACUUCUUGCAGUUUUGUGUUUUGCUUUAGCUUUUCUAGCUCGAAAACUGCCGGAUAAUUUCAACGAAGCCAAAUUCAUCACCUUCAGCAUGCUGAUAUUCUGUGCAGUCUGGAUCACUUUUAUCCCGGCGUACGUCAGCUCUCCAGGAAAGUUUAGUGUUGCUGUAGAAAUCUUCGCCAUUCUUGCUUCUAGUUUUGGACUGCUGAUUUGUAUCUUCAUCCCAAAAUGUUACAUCAUGUUGAUGAAACCAGAAAGAAAUACAAAAAAGAGCAUGAUGGGGAAGGGGCAUUAA